Chrysoperla carnea is the source of this 1900-nucleotide messenger RNA. RefSeq names its product zinc finger protein 808-like. Bases 45 to 1859 code for a protein of 604 amino acids. Lineage: Eukaryota; Metazoa; Arthropoda; Insecta; Neuroptera; Chrysopidae. The record is from RefSeq and is a predicted model, not a curated record. The transcript has 7 exons. Gene Ontology annotation, cellular component: nucleus. Gene Ontology annotation, molecular function: DNA-binding transcription factor activity; zinc ion binding; RNA polymerase II cis-regulatory region sequence-specific DNA binding. Gene Ontology annotation, biological process: regulation of transcription by RNA polymerase II.
UUAUAAUAUCUUUAUAUUUUGCGAUUCAAAACCGUUACUUUAAAAUGGAAAAAGUAAGUUGCGCCGUUUCGGGAUGUGUUCCGAAUAAUUUGGAUGGUAGUCAUAAAUUUCCAGAUCCAAAAAAGAAUUUACAAUUAUUCUUACUUUGGAAGCAAAAAAUCGGAAAUAAUUUAUUGAAAGAUAUAACAGAUGACAAAAUUUAUUCAAAUUAUAGAGUCUGUUCAAAGCAUUUAUGUCAAAAAGACUUUGGGCCAAACAAGAAAUUGAGAACUUAUACUACAUCACCAAAAUUUUAUUUAUCAAGAACUGUCCAAAAUGAAAAACCGAUCGAAGAAGAAAUUGAACGUUUAUCUGAUGAUUGUAACUCACAGAGUAUUGAUUUAAUAUCAGUUACGGAAAGCAUCAGCGAAAAUGGGGUACAAGAAGAAAUACGGCAAACAAACAAUUCAUUGUUUGUACUGAAUACUAAUUUUAUAUUAGAUGACACGGUUGAAAUUGUACCAGUCGUACAGCAGGGAAAAUUAGAAUCAGAAAUAAUUCAGGAAUCUGAAUGUACAACUGUUGAGAAAUGGAACAAUAAAUGUAUUACAUGUUUAAAAGAUGAUGUACAAAUGGAAACUCUCAGUUCACUUAGUCUUUUACCAGAAUUUAAAGAACUCUUUAAGUAUUUAAAAAUUGAAGAAUUUCUCAUUGAAACUACCUUAAAUUCGGUGUGCUCCAAUUGUGUAUUACAAAUGCAUAACAUGUUAAGUUUUAAAAGACAAUGUGAAAAAUCAGUAGAGAAAUUAGGAUUAUUUAUUACAGUUGAAAUAUCUGAAAGAGUAAAAUCACCAACCGUUCAUAAAGCAACACAAACCGAAAAUGAAGAAGAAAUAAGUUCAAACUUUUUAGUACAAAUAUCCCCAGAUGUUGAGGAAGAACCUGACAAAAUAGAACAUACUGAAAUUGAACAGGAAUUCGAUUUAGAGGCGUUAGAUGAAAAAUGUGUAUCUUGCGUAAAUUGUAAUGAAAAUUUUAACAACAAAAGUUGGCUAAGAAGACAUCAAAUUCUUAUCCAUGGAUUAAAAGACUGUAUACAGGAAUGUUGUGAUUGUCGUCGUCAAGUACAUUUUAUGAAUUAUGAUAAUAAAUUAAAAAUUCAUAAUGAGUGUUGUCAUGAAAAUAUAUGCAGCGUCUGUGAUUUGAAAUUUCAAACAAUAAUUCAUUUAGCUAAGCAUAGAUUGUUACAUACAUUGAGUGACCCUAAAAAAAACCCACCACUUCCUGGGAUUGACCUUCGUAAAUCACGAAGACCGCACGGAAAGGUUGCCUGUGCUAAAUGUGGAAAAUUUUAUAAAUCAGCCAACUUAUUACGUUCACAUAUGCAAAGGAUACACAAUAUAACUAAAGUUAAAAUUCCUUGUACAAUUUGCACACGAUCUGUUUACAACAUGAAUUUGCAUCUAAAAAGACACCAAACACAUAAAUUUCAACAAAAAAUUCUACAAAAGAAAAAAUUGAACUUCAUUGAAUCAAGAGGACUUUGUACAUAUUGUGGAAAAUUAUAUGCCCGAAGCUCUUUAAGAGUUCAUAUUCUGUCGGUACAUUUGAAUAUAAAAAAUUAUGAAUGUAUGUACUGCGGUAAAAUGUUUGCGUCAACCGCUAUAAGAAACACACAUAUUAAAUUAGCUCAUUUAAAACUGAAACGUUUUUCCUGUGAUUAUUGUGACAAACAAUUCACGAGGAAAGAUGCAGCACAAAAGCACAAAUUAAAACACACUCAAGAAAGACCUUUUAAAUGUAAAGUUUGCGAUAAACUUUUCCGUUAUUCUGAAAAUAUUAGACGACAUAUGAAACAAGUCCAUGGAAUGAUUAAAUAAUGCAUAUUUUUAAAAGUUGAUAAAAGGAAAUCUUUUGAGAA